AUGGGUGGGAAGUUAUAUGCUGCAACUGAUGAGGAUGAACCCGAGGUUUUAACGGUGUUUUACAUCAUCCCAGAUGCCGAUGGUCAUCCUAGCUAUAGGGCUCAAAAACUGGUUAUGCCGAUUCCUUUCAUGUUCUACAAUAUCUGGAGAAUGGAUGAUAGUGCCCUGCAUGUCACCGACUUUGAAGACAUGCAGCUAGCAACAGAUUCUACGUCAAGGGAGUUGUUUAUGAUUCUUCGUAGGACUAACUUUUCUUUAAUGGGUGAAGAAGAUGAUGAAGAUGAUGAAGAUGAAGAACUUCAUUUGUUAGAUGGCAGUUACAUCAAUCCACCUAAGACUAAGGGAUUUCGAGUUUUCAAGUUGGAGCAUGACAUUCAUGGUGGUGGUCCUCCUCGAUGGGUACAAGUUUUUAACCUAGGUGAUCGAAUAUUGUUUAUAAGCGAGACGACCAACAUAUUUAUGCAUAGAUAUAGUGGCUGCAUCCUUAAUAAUGAUAAGACACUCGGAAGAAACUGCAUCUAUUUUGCUUUCGAUUAUCCUUGUUUAUCAUCACUAUCGGCUGCCCACGAUUUUGGAGUGUUUUCCAUGACAAACGGAAGCCUUACACCUCUAAGUUUGUCCAAUACUCCUGCUUUACUUCACAGUCGACCCAUCUGGUUCACACCAAGUCUUUGGUAA
Molecule: messenger RNA, 678 nt
Organism: Prunus armeniaca (apricot)
Lineage: Eukaryota; Viridiplantae; Streptophyta; Magnoliopsida; Rosales; Rosaceae
Source: the annotation of a GenBank genome assembly